This is a messenger RNA of Rubroshorea leprosula, 646 nucleotides long. The record is from the annotation of a GenBank genome assembly. NCBI's taxonomy places the organism in Eukaryota, Viridiplantae, Streptophyta, Magnoliopsida, Malvales, Dipterocarpaceae.
AGAAUGUUGCUGAUGGCUUGACGUUUGAAGAAACUAAGGAGAUGAGAAAUAGAGGACUUCAUUCUCCUGCUUUGAUGAAACUUACAAGGAAUGGUGUGUAUGUAAAUGUAGUGGCAAGAGUCAGGGAGGCCUUUGAGACUGAAGAGGUUGUGAGACUAGACUGCAGCCAUGUGGGCAUGAGUGACUGCAAAAGGAUAGGCGUGAAGCUAAGAGACUUGGUACCAUGUGUCCCUAUUUUAUUCAAGGAUGAACAGAUUAUACCAUGGAGGAGAAAGAAACAUCACCAACAAAAAUCAGACCACCUUCAGAUGCCAAACUGAAACCUUUGGACACUUGAAUGGGGUUUCGAGAAAGAGAAGACAGGAACUGCAGCACGGCAUUCCAAUCAAUCUUUGGACUCCAGGCAAAAGAGCGCUACCUGAUCUGCUGCUGAGUUCUUUCUGAUCCAUUGCUUGUUAAUUCUGCAGCACGGAUUUAACUUUUAAGAAGUGUUUUUUGGGAGAAGGUGACCAAACUGGCCCAACGUUUCUUCUGUUAGCCCUUGAUCUAUAGGCUCUAGCUUCCCCAGAUGUUUUCAUGACAUAAAAGGAAUCUUACUUGUACUCUCUAUCAUGGUGUCUUUCUGCAAUCAAUCUAAAUUUUCCCA